Messenger RNA from Talaromyces amestolkiae, 2250 nucleotides. RefSeq lists its product as uncharacterized. Gene Ontology annotation, molecular function: protein binding; palmitoyltransferase activity. Lineage: Eukaryota; Fungi; Ascomycota; Eurotiomycetes; Eurotiales; Trichocomaceae. The transcript is spliced from 6 exons. Gene Ontology annotation, cellular component: Golgi membrane. The record is from RefSeq and is a predicted model, not a curated record. Bases 1 to 2250 code for a protein of 749 amino acids. Gene Ontology annotation, biological process: protein palmitoylation.
AUGUCCUCAUCCACCUCGGUUGGUCAGUCAAAUGGCACCCCGGCGCCGAAUCCAGGCAUGCAAACAAUAUCGAUGAACGGGAAAGCUUCCGUGGCGCCGCCACAACCUACGACAGACGGCGUCGAGCUCAAGAGCAUGACUGCCAGUAAUGGUAAUGGCAAUGGAAAUGGCGCAGGAGAAACCGGCAGACCUCCGCUGCCCAUUGAAUCAGAUAUCAUGCAGUUGGCGCGUUUAGGCGAAAUUGGCGCCAUGCAAAAAUUGUUUGAUUCGAAGAGAUUCAAUGCCAAAUAUAAAGAUGAAGAGGGUAUUACGCCAUUACACUGGGCAGCCAUCAAUAAUCAGUAUGCAAUGUGUCGGUUCCUGCUCGACUGCGGCGCAGAUGUUAACGCAAAAGGAGGCGAGUCCGUUGCAACACCGGCCAUGUGGGCUGCACAGAGAUGUCACUACUAUAUAGUCGAUUUACUCUUGCAACGAGGCGCCGAUCCUCUUCUCACCGACGUUCAGGGUUACAAUAUCUUGCACUUGGCCACUAUUGACGGAAAUGCUUAUUUGGUGUUCUUGCUACUACACCAAGGUAUACCCGUUGAUAUCCCGGACCCCCAGGGACAUACUGGCUUGAUGUGGGCGGCAUACAAAGGACUUCCGGUCUGCGUGGAUCUGUUCCUUCAAUGGGGCGCAAAUGUGAAUGCGGCGGAUGAAGGAGGUCUGACGCCAUUACAUUGGGCGUUGGUAAAAGGGUCAUAUAUGUGUGUUCAAAAGGUGCUCGAGUAUGGCGCGGAUCGAUUCGCAAAUACCAGAGAUGGGAAAUCUCCGUCUACCGUGGCCAGUGAAAUGAGGUCACUUCGAGUCUGGCAGCGAGCCUUGAAUGAUUACGGCUACGAUAAGAGUGGCAACUUGAAAACCCUCCCCAUGGGCAUGACCAUGUUUGUGCACAAUAAGAGUGUCCUCACGAAAUACUUUUUUCUGUGGCCAUUCCUGACGAUGUUUAUUGCCAUUUGGUUACUGAGCAAUUUGGCGAUCUACAUUGGGCUUCCAGUGGCUGCGGUUUUUAUUUUUGGUAUGCAUUACGCCGCUCAACAAGUUGCCAACAAUGGCCCUGGAGAAUUUCGAGUCUUGCAGAAAACACCGUAUCUAGCUGGUGUCUUUGCGGCGAGCCUUUUCUGGGUUAAUGUUACAUAUCUCUUCCGUGUACUUCCCGUGACAUGGUCUACACACCCCAUUCUCAAUGUUCUCUUUGCCGUAUUUGCAGUCACUACGACCUAUUUCUAUAUAUUCUCCAUGGCUGAAGAUCCUGGCUAUAUCCCGAAGCUCAGCAGCCGAAACCAGCAAAGGGAAACCAUGCGCGAGCUUGUCGAUAACUGGAAGUUCAACGAAGAACAUUUCUGCAUUCACUGCAUGGUUCGCAAGCCUGUGCGAAGCAAGCACUGUCGACGAUGCUCGCGAUGUGUCGCCAAACAUGAUCAUCAUUGUCCAUGGAUCUACAACUGUGUAGGCGCCAACAAUUUACGACACUUCGUUAUCUACAUAUUGUCUUUGGAAGUUGCUAUAUUGUUCUUUAUUCAGCUAGUAAUUCGCUAUAUCGAAGUUCUUCCCGCCCCAGAAACGCUCUCAUGUAAUGUUAUCAACGAUAACCUUUGCACAAUCAUAUCUAAGGAUACCUUCACCCUCUUCCUCACCUUCUGGGCCGCUCUGCAAUUAGUAUGGGUCACGAUGCUCUGCUGCGUCCAGUUAGUGCAAAUCUCCAGAAACCAAACCACGUUCGAAAACAUGCGAGGCUCAAUCAGUACAGCCGGCGGAGCCUCACAAGCCAUCACAUCCGCUCUUGUAGCCGGAACCCCUAACCCAGCUGCCGCAGGUCUCACCGGUGCCGGUCACGGCCCAACACCAGGAGCCCCCCCUGCUGGUGGUCAUGGCCACGGCCACGGCCAUCACCACGGACGUAAAGGCGGUUUCCUAGGACAAUGGAUGGGCCUACUCGGACUCGACACAUUCUUCGCAACAGCGCAAGGCCGCUCAACCCGUCAAAAGAACCCCUUCUCCCGUGGCUUAGUGACUAAUUGCCGCGAUUUUUGGCUUGAUUCUGCACCUGUAUUCCGUACUCGGAAACCCGGGUCUGGCAUGCUUGACGGCGAGGUAGUGGAUUACUAUAAAAUGUACGAGCCACCAUUGCGAAUGUCACAUGGGGGCAGCUCUCGAAAUGGUGGGAAUUAUGUCAGUGUUGCUGGCGAUGAGCCUGAAAGCGCUGUUUGA